Molecule: messenger RNA, 6351 nt
Organism: Pelobates cultripes (western spadefoot toad)
Lineage: Eukaryota; Metazoa; Chordata; Amphibia; Anura; Pelobatidae
Source: the annotation of a GenBank genome assembly
UGGCAAUAGGCUCUUCCAACCACUGCGGCGGAGGGGCGGGCCGUCUGCGCUGAUUAACCAGUCUGUCACGUCAUUCUAGGCAGUUCGAUCGGUAGCGGGAGCGGAGAGCGGACAGCAGGGAGCUCGAAGGAGGCACCAGCCCCACCGCCGGCCUGAGUUACCAUCAACACCCAGGGGGAAUAAAAGGUCACAGAACGAGCCACCGCCGGCCCGAAGUCAACACCUUUGAAAGCUAAAACAUCCAUUAAUCACCACCAUGAGUAGCGAGGUCGAAACACAGCCGCAACAGCAGCAGCAGCCGCCAGCCGCCUUGGAGAACAAGCCCGCCCAGGAACCGGUGGCCACUGUGGGAGAGAAGAAGGUCAUCGGUAAGUGCUACCCCCCCCCGCAGGGUUUAAUGCCGCCUGAGGGAGGACUGGGGGCUCGCCGCUGCAGCCGUCUGGCUAUCGUCGGACGAUAACUCCCAGAAGGCUGGCAGGGCAUGCUGGGAAUUGUAGUUCGACGACAGCGGACGGCCUUGGUGCUAUGGGACAGCCUGGCUUUAUUUUUAUUUUUAAUACGUCUUAACAAUAUCCGGUGAGGGAGGGGGUGGUAGUGUUGGGUUUUUUUUUUUUUUCUCACUGGGAGGGAGUCGGCUUGCCCGCGUGGCCCUGAGGCGGUUUAACCGUCGGACGUGGGAGCGCGAGAUGCUACGCGUGGCCAACGUUCCAUAUAGCCCUCCUAACCCCCCUCCCAUCUCCGAGGUCCCCGCGUGACGUCACCGCUUCCUAUGUGUGCCUGUCUCCCUCUAUGUAAGGGGGAAUGGGGCCUCAAAAUGUCCGCCGCCUGCGGCCUGCUAUUCCUUACUGCUACAGAGGUCCAUAGCGCAGCUUGUCGGCCUCCAGCCAUGACCUGGGCGGUGUUGGUGCAGUUUAAACACACAGUACCUACUGUCUUGGUGGGUGUCGCCUCAUAGAUCGGGGUUGUCAGGGGGCUGCCCAGGUUGGGGCCUAUAGAGGAAGGUAGACCGGGUUGUGGUUUGGCAGGCGGCCAGCCACGUGGUGGAGCGGUAGUGAUUUCUAGGGAGUGAGUGAUUGCUGCGCUCUGCUUUAUGGUGAAAUCAUUGCUUGUCUCGAUACAAAUACUUCUCUUUAGCUAUUUUUAUUUCUGGGUGUUUUUUUUUUUUUAUUUUUUUAUUUUUUUUUUAGUAUAUCUUUUUGCGUAUUUUUUUUUCCCAUUAGUGCAGAUCACCGGAAGGCUGCAGCCUUAAUCCUGCAAGGCCUGCCUUGGCCUACAACAGCUUUCACGAUCUCCACCAUAAUAAGCAUGCUAAACUCUAUUAACGUUCAGUUUUUAUUUGUUUUACAUUCGCAAAGGAUCAGAAAUGUCUUAUUUUACUAAAGUCUUGAGAUCUGGUCGCCCGAUGCUGCUGUAAUAGUAUGAGGGCUGAUAUUAUAGACUCAUUUCAGUAUUGAUCUCUGGUAUUUUUUUUUAAUUAAAACAAGUUCACUUACUAAACAAUGCAUUGAGAUUGGUUUGCAAUACUUGGCAAAGUAUUAAAUCCAGAAACACUUUGCAAAGUCUAAAUAUUUUGUCUACCUUUUUUCAUUUGGCUACGAUCUUUUUUUUAGAGACAAACCCGCAAAUAUAACUUGACUUUAGUUCUUUAGUUUUGACUUACUAAACGUUAAAAUGAAGCUGGAUUGAAAAAUAAUUAAUCUUGGUGUUUAGCUUACAGGAGACUAGGGAAGUCUACUCUGCAGCUUGUCCAAUUCAGAUCUGCUCAUAUGGAUUAAAAUAAAGUGGCUUCAUGUCUCUCAUAAAUAUCCAAAUAUGAUGGAGUAUGCCAAAUACUGGAACUCAUUGUACCACUGUCCCCAGACUCAAUUACUCUAAAUGCUGAAACUUAUUUAGCACUAAUUAUUCAAUCUUGUGAAAAUGUACAGUGUGGGCUGUUAACCAUGGCUGUCCCGUAUGGUGUUACCAUUUUUCUUAUUCUGUAAACCAUGAAUUAUAGAAAAGUCUAAAUGGCCAAAUGUUUACUAGUCAGUCACAGCAUUACCAUUUUAGCCAUAGCUUUGCCACUUAGUUUUUUAAUGUCACUACAGUUGAGAUUAGCAAAUAACCCUAAAUUUAUUGGGUCAUCAAACUUUUUUUUUUUCUCUUUUCUAGCAACCAAGGUUUUGGGGACUGUCAAAUGGUUUAAUGUGCGAAAUGGAUAUGGCUUUAUUAACAGGUAAGCUGUUUGCCUGGCUGGCUUGGUUGUCUGCUGAAUUAAGUUGGCAUGUUUGCUGAAAGCAUCUUAUCAACAUGCUUUUAUGAAAGUGGCCCUAUACUGCAGAACUGUGCACAGCUUUCUAGGAAGAGUGUGUCUGAAAACUAAACAUAGAAACAUAGAAUGUGAUGGCAGGCAAGAACCAUUCGGCCCAUCUAGUCUGACCAAUUUUCUAAAGACUUUCAUUAGUCCCUAGCCUUAUCUUAUAGUGCUAGCCUUUACUGUGUUAACCUCUACCACUUCAGCUGGAAGGCUAUUCCAUGCAUCCACUACCCUCUCAGUAAAGUAAUACUUCCUGAUAUUAUUUUUAAACCUUUGUCCCUCUAAUUUAAGCCACUCCUCUUGUUGUGGCUUUUCUUUUAGUCUCCUCCUUUACUGUUGAUUCCCUUUAUAUAUUUAAAUGUUGCUAUACAUGUUAAGAUCCUUUAACCCUUCCUGGUAAGUUUUAUCCCUCAAUCCAUGAACCUGUUUAGUAGCCCUUCUCUGAACCCUCUAAGGUAUCAAUAUCCUUCUGGAGAUAGUCUCCAGUACUGCAUACAAUACUCCAAGUGAGGUCUCACCAGUGUUCUGUACAAUGGCAUGAGCACUUCCCUCUUUCUACUGCUAAUACCUCUCCCUAUACAACCAAGCAUUCUGCUAGCAUUUCCUGCUGCUCUAUUACAUUGUCUGCCUACCUUAAGUCAUCAGAAAUAAUCACCCCUAAAUCCCUUUCCUCAGAUGUUGCGGUUCGGACUCUAUCAAAUAUUCUGUACUCUGCCCUUGGGUUUUUACGUCCAAGAUGUAUUAUCUUGCACAUAUCCACAUUAAAUGUCAGUUGCCACAAUUCUGACCAUUUUUCUAGUUUACCUAAAUCAUUUGCCAUUUGGCUUAUCCCUCCUGGAACAUCAACUAACUGGUGUCUAUGCCUCUUUCCCAUUCUGUCAAACUUGCUGUUUUAUUUAAAUUUUGGGUUAAGAGGUGGAGUUUUAAAAUUAGAUUGAUACUUUAAUCUGUGUUAACAGCAUUGUUGCACCACUAUUUUAGUGAGCUCAAUGGAAGACCUCUAUAAUGCAUUGUUUUAUAGUUGGGAGUGAAGCUUGACAUUUUAAAGUAAUGUUGCAUUUGGCCUUAAUUGUUAGACUUAAAAAAGAAAAUAAAUUAUUUGAUUGUCAUAAUAUACAAAACAUGACUCAAGCUCCUUAUUGCUGUUUGUUAUGAAGAGCAUAUUUCACACAGAUAGCUGACUAGAUUAAAAUGUUAAUUAAAAAUCUCUUUGCUCUUCAUAGGAAUGACACAAAAGAAGAUGUGUUUGUACAUCAGGUGAGUGCUUAAAUAUUGUAGCCAACACAAGUUUCUUAAACUAUAUAUUUGACCACUGAGGUAAUGUACUAUAAUGCAUAUAAUGUAGACAAUGCAAAUUAUGUCUUGCAGACUGCCAUCAAGAAAAACAACCCUAGAAAAUACCUUCGCAGUGUUGGAGAUGGAGAGACUGUGGAAUUCGAUGUAGUAGAAGGUGAAAAGGUGAAUUUUCUUAGAGGCUGAUGUUUGCAUAAAUCUUGUUUUAGUCAAACUGUAACUGUUCCUUCUGAAAUCAUAGAUGGCAUUUUCAUUCAGCCAUGCAACUACAAAUUCUUGGCAGGAAAAGAUCUGUUUAGUAGUCUGAGACAUUGGUGGGUGGGGGGGGGUGUUAAAUGUCACAAGGCUAACAUCAAUCAAAGGUGGAUUCACAGGCAUUUUGCAAGGAUGCAUUUUGUGUUUACUGUAACAUUGACAUAUCUGUAGAAAUGUUAAUCUUUGUCACAACAGACAUGUCGUUGAUAAAAUCAAAUCCAAAACAAACAUAUAAAUGAGUUAUAGAAUUGCAGUACUAAAGUCUGCAUGCUUUUAUUGGCAAUCAAUAUACUUCUCAGCAUCUUAUUAUGAAGAUGGUCAGUGUUGCUGUGAGCCUGAAACAUGCACAAUGCAUUACAACCUAAUCUGCUUGAAAAUUGAUUUAAUUUAGUUUUUGUAAACUUAUGCAUGGCAUACAUGCAGUGAAAACUGAUUCUUGAGUUUCUCACUCUUCAGACCAGGGAGAAACUCAACCAAUCUUCCUGUUCUAUUGGCAUUUAGAACACAAACUUUGUCCAACUGAAUAAUAUCCAGUACAACACUGUCUAUGGUGAAUCCUACUGGAGUUUUCCUAGAGCAAGCCCUCCCCCAUUUUUUUUUUUUUGUGAACUUGGAGAAUUAAUAUACACUACAAAGUUUGUCUUCUAUAAUUUGACUGUUGAAAUGUCAGUGAAUUACCUUUACUAAAUGACUCAAAAUAUGUAGUCAAAGUAGGGAGUACAGUCUUAUAAACCAUGCUUGACAUAAGUGUAGCUACCAUCAAAUCUCCCUCCCACAUCACUAGUGACAGCUGAGGGAGGAAUAUGUAAAGAUCACAGAUGGUAGAGAAGCACUUAAUUGCUUCCCCUGCUGUAACAAGACUGUACUAUGGCCUGUUUGUCAUUCAAAUAAAAUACUUUUGCAAUCUAUUUACUACUAUGCUUCUAUUGAUGCAAUACAAACCUGACCCUUAAUCUUCUUGCAGGGUGCAGAAGCAGCUAAUGUAACUGGCCCUGGUGGUGUUCCAGUCCAAGGCAGUAAAUAUGCAGCAGACCGUAAUCAUUAUAGGCGUUAUCCACGUCGUAGAGGUCCUUCACGUAACUACCAGCAGAAUUAUCCAAACAAUGAGGGUGGAGAGAAACCAGAAGAAGUUGAGAGUGCACCUGAAGGAGAAGGUCCUAAUCAGCAACGCCCAUUCCGUAGGCGGCGUUACCCACCAUACUACAUGCGAAGACCUUAUGGACGCAGACCACAGUAUUCAAAUAAUCCUGUCCCGGGUGAAGGAGUAGAGGUAUGAUUCUCCUGGUGCUAUGUCUUCUACAGUGACUUGUGGAUGUAGAAAUGUUUCUCCAUACCCCCACAAACUUAUUGAACCUGAUCUAUCUUGGCAUGACUUGCAACUUGAGUCAAUGUCUUGCUUUACUGACUCGUCAAACUUACAAAGAGUUUUAACUCUGGUCACUUUUCAUACCUUCUAGGUGGUAGAAAACCAAGGAGCAGGAGACCAAGGCAGACCAGGGCGACAAAAUAUGUACAGAGGAUUCAGACCAAGAUUCCGCAGGUAACUAUUGUUUCUCAUGCCAGAUCUGUGUGCUGUGUCUUUAAAAAAAAAAAAAGUACAUUCCCAAACUUUAUUUUUAUAUUUUUCCCAUAGGGGACCCCCUCGUCAGAGACAACCCAGAGAAGAUGGAAAUGAAGAAGAUAAAGAGAAUCAAGGGGAUGCUUCCCCGGGUCAGCAGCCACCUCAACGUCGGUACCGCCGCAACUUUAACUACAGACGCAGACGCCCAGAAAACCCUAAACCACAAGAUGGUAAAGAGACCAAGGCAGCCGAAACAUCAGCUGAGAACACGUCCGCUCCCGAGGCUGAGCAGGGCGGGGCUGAAUAAAUACCGGCUUACAUACUCUACCACCAUCCGGGUUAGUCGACUCUUAAACGUCAUUUAGUAACACUGUUAAAACUUCUAGUUGUAAAGUUUAAAAGAUGGAUGAGAUUUCAGAGUAGUCUUGCAGAUAUGGAACUCGUAUGGUUCAUUGGAUCUGAAGGCACGUUAUAAUUCUAAACUAACUUGAAUAAAUCUUUUUGGGUGCAAGUAAAAGUCUAUGCAAUAUUAAAUGUUCCCUCUUAUUUUUUUUUUCUUAGUUUUGUCAUCAGUCAAGAGUGAAAUUCCAGCAAUAAGAAAUGAACAAAGACAUUGGAACUGAAGACCUAAGUGCUUGCUUUUUGCUGUUGACCAGAUGUCAUCCUGCAUAGAAUCUUGCAGGAAUGACUUUUAUUUUUUAUCUAAAUUCUCCUUUUGGGAAUAGCAAUUUUUUAAAAGCAUAUUUUCACAAUGUACCUUCAAAGGUUUUUAAAUUGUUUCCUAUCUGGUCAAACUAAGAUUUUUAAGAACCUCAUUUUUAAUUUGUAAUAAACGUACACCUGAUUUUUCUUUUUUCCAACGUCAACAAAAUGCAAGCAUCUAUUAAUAAAGGUCUCAAUAUAAAUAAUGGUGUGGUUUGUGGUUUUUAAAGGGAUUUGUAUUGAC